Molecule: messenger RNA, 582 nt
Organism: Brettanomyces nanus
Lineage: Eukaryota; Fungi; Ascomycota; Pichiomycetes; Pichiales; Pichiaceae
Exons: 1
Coding region: 1-582 (193 amino acids)
Biological process (GO): protein targeting to ER
Cellular component (GO): signal peptidase complex; membrane
Source: RefSeq, a predicted model, not a curated record
AUGUUCACAAUCGCACAAAGGGCACAAGAUGUCACUGGGCUCAUGACGACAACUAUGUUUGUUAUGGCCAUAGUGGUGUCGGUUAUAUCAUUUAUACAAUUGAAUGUCGAGGGAUACCAAAGCAUUCCAGGGGAGUUGGUUGUCAGAGGUACCCACAAUUCGGUAAGGUACUCUAGAAAUUAUGGUGGAAAGUCGGGAAGGGGUAAGGAGAACGUGAAGCUUCGGUUUGACUUGAACGCAGAUCUCACACCGCUAUUCAAUUGGAACACUAAGCAAGUGUUUGUCUACUUGGUGGGUGAAUAUGACGGCCCUGACAAUGCCGAGGGAAUUAAGAACCUAGAGGAGCACUCUAAAGUUGUCUUCUGGGACCAUAUCAUACCCGACGCUAAUCAUGCUCAGCUCUCUCUUAAAAACAAAAAGAGCAAGUACUCUGUCUACGACUACUAUCCAACAUUGGAAAACAGAACUGCAUCCGUUAAGCUUGAAUUUAAUGUGCAACCUUGGAUCGGACCUCUUAUAUGGGGAACAUUGAACACAGAGGACGAGGUUACAUUCCAUAAACCAAAGUCUAAGAAGAAUUAG